UUUUCCAAGCCUUACUUUCGGCUUGCCUACUUACGAACGUGCUCAGAUUCCAUGUAUUGGUAAGAUGCUAACCGUUCCGGGGGGAACAUUGGCGCGCAAGGGGCAAUGGUCUUCGUCCGCUCUCGGCUCCUUCCGCGCAACAUCGACGCUGCUGUACUGCAGUGGGGGUACUGUCUACUCACGGUCUAGCCUUACUGAACCUGUCGCUCCGGGCUCCGGUUAGUACGAGUGAACCACUGUGUUGAUGAGUUUUAUGUGCGAGCACGAGUUGUCAAUUCAUUGUAAACGCGUGACAUUGUAAUCAUCAUGACCGCUCCCGCCAAGAAAUCUUCAGUAGAAUCUCUACCUGAUCGUAUUUUUAAGGAUCCUGAUACCGAUUUAUACUACUCUUAUCAAGCAACACGCGAAUCAGGACAAAGAAAAUUUUUCUUGUGCUCUUUGAACCAUUCGCACGGAUGCAAUGGGCAAGGGACUCUGGAUUCGGACGGAGUUUUCCGAUAUCUAGACGAAAAAGACGAGGAUGCUCCAAAAUACCGGCACAACCAUGUGGGUGAAGCUGAUCUGCUUGAGGAUGCAAUUUUUUUAAAAGAAAUGCAUUCUCUACUUUGUCACUCGUUUUUGCAGAACAAAGCGAUCUACAAUAAAUUGAAAAUCUUGUAUCCAAGUGCUGCGCUUAAAUAUCCAUUCGAACGAGUAUCAGCUCGAAUGCGUCAGUGGAGGUUAAAAAGAGAACUCCCAGAGUUAACUCAUGGAUUUAAUACAUUGAUCGAUCUUCUGAAUAACGAAGAUCAAUGAAAAGAUCUUAAAUUGCACGACAAGGGCAGUAUGGUUGUAAAACCUAUUAUGACGAGAACAGAUGAAGUCUGCGGCGUCGCCGUGGCCGACCUGGAGUUCCUCGCCAUCGUCAAAGCCGCUCUCCACCAGUUUAUAUAUUUUGAGGAAAUCCCAAUUAAACUUGGAGACAUCGAUGGAAGUCGCAUCAUUGUUAUGACUGUACCUUUUAAAACUCACGUAAGUUA
Messenger RNA from Cotesia glomerata, 1019 nucleotides. RefSeq lists its product as uncharacterized. Lineage: Eukaryota; Metazoa; Arthropoda; Insecta; Hymenoptera; Braconidae. The record is from RefSeq and is a predicted model, not a curated record. The transcript is spliced from 3 exons. Bases 307 to 795 code for a protein of 162 amino acids.